Pantherophis guttatus is the source of this 776-nucleotide messenger RNA. RefSeq names its product mitochondrial ribosomal protein L51 (gene MRPL51). Lineage: Eukaryota; Metazoa; Chordata; Lepidosauria; Squamata; Colubridae. The record is from RefSeq and is a predicted model, not a curated record. Gene Ontology annotation, cellular component: mitochondrial large ribosomal subunit. Gene Ontology annotation, biological process: translation. Gene Ontology annotation, molecular function: structural constituent of ribosome.
CGCUGCCUUCUCUAGCCAAAGAGUCGGAGGGAAGCUCAAUGGAAGCGGCGUGGCGGCUGAUGAUGGCCCCGCCGCGCUUAUGGACGGGCAGCAGCAGCCUUCUCGUCUCUACAGCUCGUCGGCUGUUCAGUACAGAAGCUCCUAAAUCAUUUCUGGUGAAAGAGCCUCCUCCUCCAAAAGUGGUUGACAGAUGGAAUGAGAAACGAGCACUCUUUGGUGUCUAUGAUAAUAUUGGAAUUCUGGGGGAUUUCAAGGCCCACCCCAAAAACCUGAUUGUGGGGCCGGUAUGGGUACGUGGAUGGAGGGGAAAUGAGCUGCAGAGAUGCAUUCGCCAAAAGAAGAUGGUGGGUGACCGAAUGUUUGUUGACGAUUACCAUAAUCUGAAUAAGAGGAUUAAAUUCUUGUACAAGCGAUAUAAUCGCUAUAGACUGUAUCGUUAAAAGAAGUUCUCUGCAACAACAUUUAUCUCCAAAUAUUGUGCAUUACUGGAAGAUAUUUAUUAGUCGCUCUAAUAUGCAGAAACUGGUCGUUGUGUGAAGCCAUCCAAACAUCAUUCUUGUUAUUGUGUUCUGUCUUUUGAAUUAUUUUUGAUUUCCAGUUAUUUUUCUUUCACUUCAUUAAUUGAAAUACUUUAGUAUUUAGUUCUGAUAUGUCAUUUCUUAGAAAUAUUAUUCAAGCAAUUUUGAUUUCAUGUCUACUUCAGGAUGAGAUACAUUAUAUGGUUAUUUGCCAAUCUGGUUAACAUAUAAUUGCAAAUAAUAAAUUUCAUCUUUUUA